AGAAUAAAUAACUCAACCGAGUGGUGGGACGACGCUGCUGAUCGUGCCGGCCUCAACUCCCCGACCGGCAUUGAAAUGCCAAUUAGAUUUAGAGACAAAGCCCUCCCUCGACCUUCGCAGUACCAUCUCAAUCUCCCCUCCAGUCCCCAAAUCAACGAAUUCGAGAAGGCUAGAUCCCUCUCCGCCCCCUUCUAGGGUUCUGACCGAUGGCCUCCACCAACUACCAUCGGGCGUCGCUGCGUUCCGAGCGGCAGAUCCCCACGGCCAGGGGCAGCGUCGCGAACGCCUCGGUCCGCACCAAACCCGCCUCGUCCAAGCGUUCUGUCGCUGCCGGGAGCCUCCGAGCGUCCAUUGAUGAUGAGAAUGCUGAUAGUGGAAGAGUGCGGGUGGCUGUUAGACUUCGACCUAAGAAUGCUGAGGAUUUUCCUUUUGAUGCAGACUUCACUGAUUGUGUCGAAUUGCAGCCUGAGCUGAACAGGCUGAAGUUGAGAAAAAAUAAUUGGAGUUCGGAGUCCUAUAAAUUUGAUGAGGUUUUCACGGAAAGUGCUUCUCAAAGGCGUGUUUACGAAGCUGUUGCAAAACCUGUAGUGGAAAGCAUAUUAGAAGGGUAUAAUGGGACAGUGAUGGCUUACGGUCAAACAGGUACUGGAAAAACUUACACAGUUGGUCGACUCGGGAAAGAUGACCCUUCAGAGCGUGGUAUUAUGGUCAGAGCAUUGGAGGACAUCAUUGCCAAUACCAAUUCCAACUUUGAUUCUGUGGCAGUUUCGUACUUGCAGUUGUAUCUAGAAUCAGUACAAGAUCUGCUGGCACCUGAAAAGACCAAUAUUCCAAUUGUUGAGGAUCCAAAAACUGGUGAGGUAUCCUUGCCUGGUGCUUCUUUAGUUGAAAUACGAGAUCUUGACCAUUCUCUGGAGCUGCUGCAAAUUGGUGAAGCCAACCGCUAUGCUGCAAAUACUAAACUAAAUACUGAAUCAUCUCGAAGUCAUGCUAUUCUUGUGGUUCAUGUCCGUAGAUCUUUGAAGAAGAAAGAAGAAAAUGAUGCCUCCUCUCUGGCUAGUGCUUUGAAUGGUGAUUUACCAUCUUUCUCCAUGCCAAUUGUUCAAAAAAGCAAGUUGCUUGUUGUUGAUCUUGCAGGAUCAGAAAGAAUAGACAAAUCUGGCAGUGAAGGUCACAUGCUUGAAGAGGCUAAGUUUAUUAAUCUCUCACUCACAUCUCUUGGAAAAUGUAUUAAUGCAUUAGCUGAGAACGGUCCUCAUAUACCAACAAGAGACUCCAAGCUCACAAGGCUGCUUCGUGAUUCAUUUGGAGGCACUGCAAGGACAUCUCUUAUUAUAACAAUUGGUCCAUCUGCACGACAUUAUUCUGAAACAGCAAGCACAAUCAUGUUUGGACAGAGGGCAAUGAAAAUAGUAAACACGAUCAAGUUAAAGGAGGAAGUUGAUUAUGAGAGUCUAUGUCGGAGGCUUGAGUACCAAAUAGAUUAUCUUACAUCAGAUAUGGACAGACAACAAAAACUUAGAGAUACUGAGAAAGAGCAAAUGGAGAAAAAAUUGAAAGCGUAUGAAGUGUCCUUAACUGAUGCAGAAAAGAAAUUGGUUGUAAAGUCUGAGGAUUUUGAGAAAGAAAAAAUCCAUCUAGAGUUAAAGAUCAAAAGUUUAUUGGAGGAACUAAACACUCAGAAGGGUGAAAACAAUCAUUUGUUUGAAGAAGUUGUUCGUCUUGAAACAUGUUUGAAGCAGAGCAAGCAGCACCAGCUUGAAAAUUCUACAUAUCAGAAGAUACUUGCAGACACUACUCAGAUGUAUGAGAAAAAAAUAACAGAACUGCUUAAACAUCUAGAAGAUAAAAACUCUCAUUAUUCAACCUUAGAAGCCCAGAUGACCGAAAUGCAGCAGCAACUGAAUGAUAACCAGAAAUUACUCCAGAUUAAAGAAAAAGUGAUUGAUGAGCUCCAACAGGAGAUGUCAAAGCUGAACAAAGAGGCUGAAAGUAAAAUUCAGUCCCUAGAAGCACAAAAAAAUGAACUCUUGCUCAGAAAGGAAUCAUUAAAUAAAGAGCUUAAAGCUCUGCAAGAAAAACUGUUAUAUGAAGAAAUGCAAAGACGGACUCUUGAAGAUGACAUUGUCAAAUCGAAAAAUGCUUUGAAUGAUCACAGUACUGAACUUGAGUAUAAAAGGUCGCAUCAGAUGGACAGUUCAAUUAGAUCUGCAUCAGUUUUAGGUGGUGCAUUAAACACACCUAAGCCAAACAAGUCAAGGGAGACGAUAUCUACUCAAAGGGAUACUAUCUCCAAGAUCUUUGAAGAAGUUGGUCUUUCAAAUAUAGUAGGUUUGUUAAAAUCUGAGGACUUGGAUGUGCAAAUCCAUGCAGUGAAGAUGAUUGCUAAUCUUGCUGCUGAAGAUAUGAACCAGGAAAAGAUUGUUGAGGAAGGAGGGUUGGACGCUCUACUUACGCUUUUAGAAUCAUCAGAGAAUACAUCCAUCCAUCGAGUUACUGCCGGUGCUCUAGCUAAUUUGGCAAUGAAUGGGUUGAACCAAGAUCUAAUAAUGAGCAAAGGAGGUGCUCGAUUAUUAGCACAUAUAGCAUCUAGGACGGAUGAUCCUCAAACUCUUCGGAUGGUAGCUGGAGCAAUUGCUAAUUUAUGUGGAAAUGAAAAGUUAAGGAUGAUGUUGAAAGAGGAUGGUGGAAUAAAAGCACUUUUGGGAAUGGUCAGAUCCGGAAAUAAUGACGUGAUAGCACAGAUUGCUAGAGGAAUGGCAAACUUUGCAAAAUGUGAAUCGAGAGGAAUCAAGCAAGGAUACAAAAGGGGGAGGUCUCUUCUUAUUGAAGAUGGUGCACUUAAUUGGAUGAUUUCCAGUUCAACAACAUUUUCAGCUCCGAUAAGGCGCCACAUUGAACUUGCUCUUUGUCAUCUGGCUCAAAAUGUUUCUGCAGAGGAUAAUGCCAGAGAUUUUGUAUCCAAUGGAGGUGUCAAAGAACUAGUUCGUAUAUCACAGGAGUCCUCAAGAGAAGAUAUGCGCAACCUUGCAAGCAAGGCCUUGAAUUCAAAUCCAACCUUUUUGGCAGAGACGAGAGGUGUAUGAAAGAAUUUAAUGUUGUAAAGUGCCAACUCCUUGUGCAACCGAUCCGAUUAUGGGAACAUUGGUUUCCCAUUUGCAACUUAUAUUUGGAGAGUAAUGGGAAAAGUGCCAUUGCAUUUUUGAGCAUAACUAGAUAUUAUAUUGCAUAUUGUGAUUGUUAUAACUUAAGCUAGACUGACUAUCAUUUGUAAAUAAUUGAGCAUUGUACUAACUUACAGCACAAAAGAAUUAGAUUUUGGAGGCAAAUGCAAGCAAAGUCAUGUUGUAACUUGAAGCCAACCAGAUGUAUAAUGAGUACAGUGGAAUCCCAUUUGUCGCCUAUAUUUGGACCAUGAUAGGUGAUAUACAUGUCCAGAGAAAUGAAAACAAAUUGGAGUAUAGAAUUUUGUAAUUCCUGCACCAUCUCAUAGUCUGUAGCACACAAAUUUGCAUAAUUGAGAUUAGACAGAACUUUAUUUUUUUUCCUUUAAUGGUAAGUGGGAGGGAUAAAGCUUAUCAUAUGUAUCUAACAUAAUAUGGACUUGAAUCUCAUUGAAUGUUA
This is a messenger RNA of Elaeis guineensis (African oil palm), 3624 nucleotides long. Its product is annotated as kinesin-like protein KIN-UA. NCBI's taxonomy places the organism in Eukaryota, Viridiplantae, Streptophyta, Magnoliopsida, Arecales, Arecaceae. Gene Ontology annotation, molecular function: plus-end-directed microtubule motor activity; microtubule binding; ATP binding. Gene Ontology annotation, cellular component: spindle microtubule; mitotic spindle. Gene Ontology annotation, biological process: spindle elongation; mitotic spindle assembly; microtubule-based movement. The record is from RefSeq and is a predicted model, not a curated record.